AUCAAAAUUUUCGAAUUCGUUCAUCAAGCUUAGUUUGUCCAGUGCUUCAAAACGUGAAAGAGAGUACUUGUGAUUUUGCUGAUGUUCUGUGCAACUUAGCCGAUCGAUUACUUGCCAUGAAGGCCAGAUAUCUGCCGGUUGUGUUGUGGAGUCUACUCUACAUAUCAGUGGCCUUCUUAGCCCAGGGAACUAUAGCCAUAUAUGGACUCGCAUUCGCCAAUAUUGCAGAGCUCGCCAAGUACGAGGCUUCCAUGGGGCAUGUGCGGGUGAACUGGGUGGUGUGCGGGGUGUGUUUCCUGCUCUACUUCUCCCUCCUCCUCCUCUUCCUCUGCGGAGUGACCAUCCAGAAGUACAAGGCACACUCCACCAAACGACUGGAAGACUGGAUAGCCGUACUUGUCGGCGUGGUCACUAUGGCAUCGAUUGUGAAUGGCCUGUCAGUUUGGAGCUAUGGACUAGUGUCCAUCGGGAACCUACACCACUUCAUGAUGCGAGACAAGCCCUGCUGCUUCGCCGGAAGGACACCCGCACUCGACAUCCACAACCAAUACAUGCAACAACAGUCGUCCAGUCUUAGUUGUGUGUGUAUAGACUUCUCCGAGUGCUUCCCCGAGAACCCGAGCAGCGAAUGUUCGACCCAGAUCGAAAACAGAGUCGCAACCUACUGCUACAUGUUGCAGUUCAUGCAGUAUGCCACUUCAGGAUUUGUGGUGGUGGAGAUUCUGCUCCUUCUCUACUCCCUUGUCCUAGUCUGCAAAGCCAACAAGGAGCACCCAAUAAACCGAGAGAAAUUCCGAACGUACGACGAGUACAAAAUGAUCCGAGAGAGUCUGCGGAGGGAGAAGAAAGAGAUGAAGGAGAUGAGGAGAAGUGGAGGGGGGAGAGUGAGUAGUCAGAUGAGUCAUAUGAGUCAGAUGUCCACUGAUAUGAUGGGGGAGGAUGAGUCAGAGAUAAUGCAGCGAGAGGGUGUGGAGGAGACUAAUUACGAUGAAAAUGCAGCCAAUGAGUUUGACCGACAGUUGUGGUCAAAAGACGGCACGCAAUAUGGUAUCAAUGGGGACAUUUACGAGGAGUCACUGGACGGAUCAGAAGAUGACAAUGUGCCCUCCAUCCUCCCAAACAUAUCUCCCAAAAUGCAAGUGGAUGCUAUAAAAAACAUUUUUAGCAAACAUUGA
Molecule: messenger RNA, 1175 nt
Organism: Symsagittifera roscoffensis
Lineage: Eukaryota; Metazoa; Xenacoelomorpha; Acoela; Convolutidae
Exons: 6
Coding region: 117-1175 (352 amino acids)
Source: RefSeq, a predicted model, not a curated record